UUUUCCGAAGAAAAAAGAAGGAAAAAUAGGUUUGGGAAAUUGAGCUGCCGUUUCCUCAAUCAAUCAAAUAAAAAAAUAUUCAGAAAUAAUUAAUUAAUUAAUUAAUUAGGAAAUGGGCGUUCGAGAAACCGACCCGCUUUCGCAGCUGAGCUUGCCGCCGGGGUUUCGGUUCUUCCCGACGGACGAGGAGCUUCUUCUGCAGUAUCUCUGCCGGAAGGUCGCCGGCCACCAUUUCGCUUUGCCGAUUAUUGGGGAUAUCGAUCUCUACAAGUUUGAUCCAUGGGAUCUUCCCAGCAAGGCUAUAUUUGGAGAGAAAGAAUGGUACUUUUUCAGCCCGAGGGACAGGAAGUACCCGAACGGGUCGAGACCCAACAGAGUAGCCGGGUCGGGUUAUUGGAAGGCCACGGGGACUGAUAAGAUCAUCACCAAUGAGGGAAGGAAAGUUGGGAUCAAGAAGGCCCUCGUUUUCUACAUUGGAAAGGCUCCUAAAGGGACCAAAACCAACUGGAUUAUGCACGAAUACAGACUCUCUGAUUCCCCAAGAAAGCAUGGCAGCUCCAGGCUGGAUGAUUGGGUGCUUUGCCGGAUUUACAAAAAGAACUCCAGCGCGCAGAAGCUGCCGGCGGCAGCCAUUUCCGGCGUGCCGGCAAAAGAAUACAGCCUGGGGUCGUCGUCUUCCUCGUCAUCCCAAUACGACGACGUAUUAGAAUCCUUGCCGGAGAUCGACGACCGUUUCUUCUCUCUCCCGAGGUUGAAUUCCAUCAAGAAUCUUCAGCAGUUGGGCUCCGGGAACUUCGACUGGGCCACGCUAGCGGGGCUCAACCCGCUACCCGAACCCGGAAACCAGCCCAACCCCGACCCGGCACAGCUAAACCUUAAUUUCAACGCUCAGAACGACAUGUACGCCGCCGCCGCUAAUCUGCACCGGUUUGGCGGCAAAAUGGCGGCGGACGAAGAAGUCCAGAGCGGGAUCCGGGCCCAGCAACAGCUGGAUGGAUCCGGAUACUUCUCGCAAAACAUGGGUGGAUUCGACCCGGGUUUUACGAACCCGUAUGGGAAUCGGUACCCGACCCAGGUAGGUGGGCUGGGUUUUAGGCAGUGAAUGAGAAAUAUUGAUUCAUUUUAGGGGGAGUGAAUUUGUGAUGGAGGAAAAGAUUGAUUAGGGACUAUUGUGUAAAUAGAUCGCAUUCUUUGGGCAAAUUGGGUGGCGCUGCUGAAUUGUUGGCUCCAAGGGACCACACAGCGAUAUGAUUUGAUUAAUUUGCAAAUUUGCCCCAACAUUGUACUGAAUUUUGCACAUUCCAGACUGCUGCUGUCUCUUGUAAUCUAUCACCAAAUUAGUUAUAGCAAUACAAGAAAGAUAUUUGGGUUUA
This is a messenger RNA of Andrographis paniculata, 1373 nucleotides long. RefSeq names its product NAC domain-containing protein JA2L-like. The transcript is spliced from 3 exons. NCBI's taxonomy places the organism in Eukaryota, Viridiplantae, Streptophyta, Magnoliopsida, Lamiales, Acanthaceae. Gene Ontology annotation, molecular function: DNA binding. The record is from RefSeq and is a predicted model, not a curated record. The coding region runs from base 113 to 1102 and encodes 329 amino acids. Gene Ontology annotation, biological process: regulation of DNA-templated transcription.